UAAAUAGAUAUUUAAAAAUAAAUUAAAUUAAAAAUAUAUAUUUAUAUAUAUAUAUCUUUAUACAUUCGCAAGCAAUAAGCGAUCUGAGCAAUUGUUUUGUGUGCUCGCGAGCAUUUUGUUAAACAAAAAUAAAAAGAACCUUUUGGGCGACCAGAGCAAACUGUUGCUGUUUGUUUGCUGACGGGGGCCCAGUUUUAUGGUUGACAGUGAAGGCGCCGCAUGCCAAAUUUUGAUCAUGACCGCGUAAAAAAGAAAUACUGCUGUAUAUCUCUACAUAUAUAUACUAUAUAUAUAUGAGGUGCCAAUAAAAAAAAAAAACAAAAAACCAAACAAACAAUCAAAAUACGUCUGCUUUAAUUAAUUGAAAGAAAAUAUUGUGUAACUCGCCCGCCUUGAAAUGAAUAAAACCAUACUGCACUGGAGCUAUUUAAAUUUCAAAGAUGUGCCCAUGGACUUGUUUCUGUAUGAGGAUCUCGAAGAGGUCUAUUUAAAAGAGAACUACAUAUCCGUAAUACCCAAAUGGCUGCUCAAUAUUACCACACUCAAGUUUAUACACCUAGCUGGCAAUAAUCUCAGUGAGUUGCCAGCGGAUAUUUAUAUGCUGGAGAAUCUCGAGUUUUUGGAUGUGUCCAACAAUGAGCUCACAGAGCUGCCCAAGACAUUGGGUCUGCUGCUGCGCCUACAGCAGCUGAAUGUGAGUGGCAAUCAGCUGACCGAGCUACCUGUGGAGCUGAAUACCUUGCGCAAUUUGGAGCAUCUGAAUAUUGCCAAAAAUCAAUUUCGCCGCCUGCCCCUGCAGCUCAGCGAAUGCGUGCGCCUCAACGAGCUGAACGUGAGCGACAACGAGGCGCUGCUGCAUCUGCCCGAGCGAAUUGCCAAUCUACCCAUGCUGCAGUCGCUAGCUGCCGAUCGCUGCGCUCUUGUUUAUCUGCCGGCUGCGCUCUCCAAGUUCAUGAACCAGGUGCGCAUCUUUCACAACACCUGCGUCAACUAUAUACCCAUGAUCUAUGAACGUUUCUAUCAGAAUUUCUUUGAUAAUAGACAAAAAGUGACGCCCAUUUCCAUCUCCAAGAAGGGUCUCUUCUGGGUGCGUGAACUGGAGUCCCAGAAGCGCCUGCUGCUGCCCGUGGGCACACGCAAUGUCUUUCGCGUGCCCUCGCCCGAGAAUCGGGUCACGCUCUACGAUGAUUGUUUGCAUGCGCUGCAAACGCUGAAUCGCCACCUGCCCGUCUAUGAAAAUGCUGCACUGCAUCGCCUCCUGCCCGAGCCCUAUAUGAGUGCACACAUCAACACUGGACCCAUUGCUCGCUGCACGACUACCAACUGCUCGAGAUGCCUCUAUACAACCUACUACUUUAUGGUCGUCAAGCGACGCGGCAGUGCCUCCAAGCAGCUUUUCACUUGUAACUUCUGUACACAUAACUGCGCAUUACAAUGGCUUUCCAGCAAUGCGAAAAAAUAUUAUCAGCUAGACUGGAAAGUUUCCGAUGAUGACGACGAUGAUGAUGAUGUUGUUGCUUUAUUCAACGCACAUUGACUUCAUUUUAUCCGCUUGUUGUCUUCGUCGCUCGAGCGUUAAAUCGUUUAUGUUUUA
Messenger RNA from Drosophila novamexicana, 1594 nucleotides. RefSeq names its product leucine-rich repeat protein soc-2 homolog. The record is from RefSeq and is a predicted model, not a curated record. Gene Ontology annotation, molecular function: protein binding. Lineage: Eukaryota; Metazoa; Arthropoda; Insecta; Diptera; Drosophilidae. The transcript is spliced from 6 exons. The coding region runs from base 398 to 1537 and encodes 379 amino acids.